Messenger RNA from Racocetra fulgida, 552 nucleotides. The record is from the annotation of a GenBank genome assembly. NCBI's taxonomy places the organism in Eukaryota, Fungi, Glomeromycota, Glomeromycetes, Diversisporales, Gigasporaceae.
AUGGAAAUUACAAUAGAUGAAAAUAUAGAAAUUAGUGAUAUUGAAAAUUAUCAAUAUCAAGAUAAUUCUAAUGAUGAAAAUAAUCAAUAUAAUGACAAAUACGAUAAUAAAAAUUAUCAAUAUGAUUAUGAAAAUUAUCAAUACAAUAAUGAAAAUUAUCAAUAUGAUAAUGAAUAUGAUGAUCAAUUGGAAGAGAAUUAUGUAAAUGAAUUGCUAAUAACUGAAAAUAAAUUUUCUGAAGAUUUAUUAAAUGAAAAUGAAAAUUUUGAUCAAUUAAAUUGGGCCUUUACUGAAGAAUUUAUUGAGGACAAUAUAUGUCAAAUUUGUGGUGAAUUACGAUAUGAUAGUAAAGAAAACCUAAGAAAAUUUGCUAUUUACUUUCCAUUAAUCCCAAGAUUAAGAAUUCAAUAUGCAGAUCCAACUCGUGCAAAUCAAUUAAGAUAUCGUUGUAAAUUGCCUAUUUAUAAUUUAGAUAAUUUACCACUAAGAAUACAUAAAUCUUAUCUUAAAAAAAUUAAAGAAUAUGAAAAUCAAGUAUCUGAUACAGGGUGA